UGCCAACAUCCGCUCAGAGACAAGGAUCAGUGCCGGACAAGCCGAGGCUCUGAAAGGAAGGAACCUAUAUUUAUCAUUUCUAUGUUUUUUAUUUUCAUUAUUAUUAUUAUUGUUUUGUUUGUCGCACAGUUAACGCUGGAAUAAGGUUGAGCUGAUUCCUCCUGUUUCAUUUCGGACGCACCACAAGUAGGGUAGACGCUGAGAAGAUCUGCCUGCUGUUGUAUGGAAUAAAAGAUUCAAGGAUGAAUUCGGCCGAGCAGACAGUAACAUGGCUCAUCACCCUGGGGGUUCUGGAGUCUCCGAAGAAAAGCAUCUCGGACCCAGAGGCGUUCCUGCAGGCGUCUCUGCAGGAUGGAGCGGUGCUGUGCAGGCUGCUGGAGCGACUCAGACCCGGGACAGUGGACAAGUUUUUCCAGGAACCGAGGAGCGACGCCGAGUGUCAGCGGAACAUUAACGAGUUUGUUAAAGGCUGCGGAGCGUUCAGUGUAGAGCCAUUUGAAGUCAAUGACCUUCUGCAAGGACUGAACUUCUCCAGGGUCCUGAACUCCUUGGUUGCACUUAACAAAGCUACUGAAGAAUCAGGUGUUGCCGGGGACAGUGUGUGUAUACCACACUCCUCAACAUUGAGGAUCAAGUCAUUUGAUUCUCUGAACACUCAGACUCGCUCCUCCAAACUGCUGCUGCCUCAGUACCGCAGCCUGGACAUGUCAGAAGGUAGUGGGUGUGGCCAGCUGCUGGUCAAGGCGCGCUUUCCUUUCCAACAGACCAAUGAGGACGAGCUAUCCUUCUCCAAGGGGGACAUCAUCAGUGUGAGCAGGCAGGAGGAGGGGGGCUGGUGGGAAGGCUCGUUCAAUGGCAAGACUGGGUGGUUUCCCAGUAACUAUGUACGGGAGUUGAAAGGAAGUGAUAAAACAUUAGAAAAACAAAAGCCUGGGACGGUGAAAAGUCCUCCUAAAGGAUUUGACAGUACCAUCAUUAGUAAGACCUACUAUAAUGUGGUCCUACAAAACAUCCUGGAAGCUGAGACCGAAUACUCAAGAGAGCUGCAGAGUCUCCUGGGUUCAUACCUACGCUCCCUUCACCCCACAGACAGACUCAGCAGCUCUGACAUCGGCCACAUUCAGGGAAAUCUGGAGGAGAUCUCUACCUUCCAGCAAAUGUUGGUCCAGUCUUUGGAGGAACACACAAAACUCCCAGAGAGCCAGCAAAAGAUCGGGGGCUUCUUCUUGAAUCUCAUGCCCCAGAUGAAGAUAAUCUAUGUGGCGUACUGCUCCAAUCACCCAAACGCCGUCAGUGUACUCACCCAGCACAGUGAGGAGCUGGGGGAGUACAUGGAGUCAAAGGGUGCGUCCAGUCCAGGGAUCUUAACUUUAACCACAAGUCUGAGUAAACCCUUCACCAGACUGGAGCGAUACCCAACACUACUGAAGGAGCUGGACAGACACAUGGAGGAUCAACACCCUGACAGAGCUGACCUCCAUUCCUCCAUGACAGCCUUCAAAAACCUUGCAACUCGGUGUCUGGAGGUGAGAAAGAAAAAAGACCUGGAGUUGCAGAUUUUGACCGAGCCAAUCAGAAACUGGGAAGGUGAUGACAUCAGAACCCUCGGCCCUGUUCUCCACAUGUCGCAGGCCACCGUUCACACACAGAACUGUCAGGAGUCGAAUGAGCGCUACCUCGUCCUCUUCCCUCACACUCUGCUCAUGCUCUCUGCCAGUCUGAGGAUGAGCGGGUUCAUCUAUCAGGGAAGGGUGCCGCUGUCAGGAAUGCUUAUCUCCAGAAUAGAAGAUGGAGAAAACCUGAGGAAUGCUUUUGAAAUAUCUGGUGGUCAGUGUGAGCGCAUGCAGGUGGCGUGUAACAGCCAACAGGAGCUGCAGGACUGGCUGGACCUUCUCACCAAAUACACACACACUCCGGCUGCACAUGCUCACUCCCACAAACCUCAGUCUAUCUGCCACACAUUGCCAUCCCACCCUGUCACUCCGUCAAGACACUCAGACUCUCGUGGAGGUAACGGUGCACAAACCUACCACACGCUCCCCCAUCUGUCUUCAUAUGGAACGGCCCACGGCAGCAGCCCUAUGUGGGGGCCUCUGGAACCACCGAGCACCCCCAAGCCCUGGAGCUUGAGCUGCCUCCGCCCUGCACCUCCGCUCAGGCCCUCUGCUGCUCUCUGCUACAAGGAGGAUAUGAGCAAGAGUCCUAAAAAUAUGAAGAAGCUGCUCCCCAAGAGGAAACCAGAGAGGAAACCUUCAGAAGAAGAUUUCUCUACCAGAAAAAGUACAGCUGCUCUGGAGGAGGACGCUCAGAUUCUCAAAGUGAUUGAGGCGUAUUGUACCAGCGCAAAGACACGACAGACUCUUAACUCCACCUGGCAAGGAACUGACCUCAUGCACAACCAUGUGCUUGCUGACACCAGCCUCACUGUCGCUGGGUUACCCGGCAACCUGCCCUGUUCGGACCAGUCAGAGGACUCGGAUUAUGACAGUAUCUGGACUGCUCAUAGUUACAGGACCGCCUCAUUCUCUCGCUCCAGCAGGAAGGACGUACACAUGUUAUUUCCAGAGGAGGAGAAGAUCAUCGUGGAGGAAACCAGAAGCAACGGACAGACUGUAGUGGAGGAGAGGAGUCUGGUGGACACUGUGUACAGCCUGAAAGAUGAAGUCCAGGAACUUAAACAGGACAACAAGAGGAUGAAGAGGACUCUGGAGGAGGAGCAGCGAGCAAGGAAGGAGUUGGAGAGGAUCAUCAGGAGGGUCCUGAAAAACAUGAACGACCCCACCUGGGACGAGACUAAUCUCUGAGCUCACUGUCUGGACCAGAGCAGUUCAUGACCUGUUUUAGACGAUCAGUGGGCUUUAAAUGACCAGUUCAUGUGGACAGAAGCUGCCAGCAUCUUCACUGUCUCCCCCUGCUUUGACCUUUGACCUUCCAGUGAGCUCCGUACCCCACUCCGGACCAAAAGCCACCAGCAAAGCAAUGCCACCUGACCGUAAAACUGUGAAGCCAAACUAGCUGGUAGGCAUGACCACAUCCCUCCCUGUGUUUCCUGCCUCCUUGUGCUUCUUUGCAUUAAGUAUGAAACGUCACCGCUGACAGGACACGGUUUCCUGACUGGCCUGAUGCAUGAAGAUACAUUUUUACACAUUCCUUUCCUGCUGCAGUUUUGUUGCAGUUCUCAGUAAGGUAUUUCCUUGCAUUGUGGUUGUUGUGCAGUUAGCGUGCUCAGCCACCACAUUUGACCUAAAUUUACCAGCACUUAUUACUGUAAGUGACCUCAGAGUUUUUCAGGAUGUUCUCAGUGUCUCUUGAAGCAUUUUUGACUGACCUAUAUAUUAUUGUAUGUGUCAAAAGACCUGUGUAUUGCAUUAUGGGAUAUGUAGAUUUCUUAUGACCUUAAAUUAUCAUAAUUAUGUCAAGUCUAAAGGACCAACUAUGAGGAAGUUCUGCAAGAGAUGUGUCAGUUUGUACAUCAAGAGCAUUUUAUGCACAUUUAAAGUUCCAUAUUUUCAUUUAAUGUAGUUUUGCAGAAUCUUCAGUUUAAAGCCUCUAAUGGUCCAUCCACACUAAGGACAGUAAUCAUUACCUGCAAUGAUGUUAGCAUCCACACUAUGGAAUAAUUUUUAUCCAUCAAACUCACACUGUAGUUAAGCAAGAAAAAAAAAAAAAUAGAAAGUUGAUCAUGAGGGUUAUUGUUGUUGCUGGUAUGGACA
Sphaeramia orbicularis (orbiculate cardinalfish) is the source of this 3713-nucleotide messenger RNA. It is a transcript of the gene arhgef7b, whose product is annotated as Rho guanine nucleotide exchange factor (GEF) 7b. Lineage: Eukaryota; Metazoa; Chordata; Actinopteri; Kurtiformes; Apogonidae. Gene Ontology annotation, molecular function: guanyl-nucleotide exchange factor activity; protein binding. The record is from RefSeq and is a predicted model, not a curated record. Bases 243 to 2804 code for a protein of 853 amino acids. The transcript has 22 exons. Gene Ontology annotation, biological process: lamellipodium assembly; intracellular signal transduction. Gene Ontology annotation, cellular component: lamellipodium; cytoplasm.